UGGGAGCGGGUACCUGUCAAAUUCAGGUACCCGCUCCCACUUCUGGUCCAAUCGCCUAGGCGAUCCGAAACAAAAGGUGUCCUCCCUCCCUGUAGUCUUUUGGGACAUGUGACAGGUCCCAGAAGACUACAGGACCAUUCAUGAAGCGCAGCACUACUCGCGCAUGCGCAGUGGGUACCCGGCUGUGAAGCUGCAAGCUAUCACAGCCAGGUGCCCACACUGAAGAUGCCGGCCUCCUGGAAUACAGGACAGCCAGUGAAACGGGCUGCGGGGGACACAACAUGG
This is a messenger RNA of Staurois parvus, 285 nucleotides long. The record is from the annotation of a GenBank genome assembly. NCBI's taxonomy places the organism in Eukaryota, Metazoa, Chordata, Amphibia, Anura, Ranidae.